This is a messenger RNA of Capsella rubella, 1260 nucleotides long. RefSeq names its product F-box protein At2g23160. Gene Ontology annotation, molecular function: protein binding. The record is from RefSeq and is a predicted model, not a curated record. The transcript is spliced from 2 exons. Lineage: Eukaryota; Viridiplantae; Streptophyta; Magnoliopsida; Brassicales; Brassicaceae. Bases 1 to 1260 code for a protein of 419 amino acids.
AUGAAAUCAUCAUCUCUCAUAUCGAUUAAUGAUGAUCUCAUCCUCGAGAUAUUGUCGAGACUGCGUUCAAAGUCAGUGGCUAAGUUUCGUUGCGUGUCGAAGCUAUGGGCAUCGAUGUUGUGUAGUCCAUAUUUCAAGGAGUUGUUCUUGACAAGAUCCUUGGCUAAGCCGCGUCUCUUAUUGGCCAUAGUAGAAAAGGGUGUGUGGCGCUUCUUCUCUUUGCCUCAGCUUCUGAAUCCAUACGAGAAGUCUUCAAAUCUUGUUGCAGGCGCCGAGUUUCAUUUGAAGUUCCCUAGGUUGAUCUAUCAUAUUCGUAACCUACGAUAUUUUCAACAUGGCUACAACUCUGGUUUGGUCUAUUUUUAUGGUAGUCGUUACGACAAUAAAUGUGUGAUAUGCAACCCUAACACAGGAGGGUAUACACUCUUACCUCAUCUGAAACGUUACCGAAAGACGUAUAGCUUUUUCGUGUUUGAUCCGAUUGACAAGCAAUUCAAGGUAUUGUUCAUGGCUUACUUAUCUGGUUGUGAUCGCAAUCAUAAGAUUCUUACGGUAGGAACUGGAGAUAUGAAGUGGAGAACGAUAAAAUGUCCCUUACGAUAUGAAGUCGCGAGUGAAGGUGUAUGCAUCAAUGGGGUUUUGUAUUACUUGGCUGAAACGUCUGCUUGGGAUAAUGAUGAUUAUGCUUUAAAAUUUGAUUAUAGUAUAGUUUGCUUUGAUGUUAGGUCUGAAAAAUUCACCUUUUUCGAGGUAGAAAGGUUUUGUCGAUUGAUAAACUAUAAGGGCAAAUUAGGUGUGGUUUAUUUCGAAGAUGAUGUCGACACUCUUUCAUUUGGUUAUAGAAGAUUACAUCAUGUCGAGGCUGAUGCCAUUAAUAGGUUGCAUGUGUGGGUUUUAGAGGAUAUGGAGAUACAGGAAUGGUUGAAAUAUGCCUACACUUGGACUGAUGAUAUAUUCUUCCGUCGUCGUCAAGUUUAUAUCGCGGGAGCUACUGCUUCGGGUGAAAUAGUGUUUUCGAUGAGCGAGUAUACACCUAAAGAACCGUUUUAUGUUUUCUACUUCAAUCCCGAAAGGGAGACCCUCCAACGUGUUGAGAUCCAAGGUUUUGGUGAAGACGUUUGUAGUGUAUACACCUAUGUAAACCAUGUGGAAGAUAUUAGUGUUAACGAUUUAGAGCUGCUCAAGUCAGUCCAUCCUCCAUUGGUGGAGCCAGAAGUUGAAGAAGAGUCAGAUUCAGAAGAAGAAGAAGAAUCAGAAUGA